UUAUGCGUGCCCGAUACACUAUAGCCCUGAAAUAAUCAUCCUUACUCGACUAGUUCGCUAUGGAUUACUUACGCGCCAUCUCUUCGUACGGCCUUGGCCUGUGGGAUCAAGGUAGUCUAUCCCCAGUCGCCGCCCUCGGGAUAUCCCUAGGCGUACUGUUCCACCUUACUAUCGCGCAGAUGGAAGAGAUAGAACGUUUUAUGUACACUCUUAUGGGAGCUAUACCACUUCUUAUGCUCGGCAUCGUUUCUAUUUCUAUGUUUCUGGGGUCUUCCCUUUUGGGUGCCUUCACCAGAUUAUGCAUUUUGGCAACUACUUUCAACGCGGGCCUCUUUUCAAGCAUGAUCAUCUACAGAAUUUUCUUUCAUCGAUUGAGAAGAUUUCCCGGGCCCUUCGAUGUCAAGAUCUCCCUUUUUUUCUCUGUGCUCAGGGUUGCGAAAGAAGCCAAGUACCAUGACGACCUUGCCAAUAUGCAUGAGCAGUAUGGCGAUUUUAUUCGUACAGGACCGCGGCAGCUUUGUAUAGUUCGAGAUUCGGCAAUCCCAAUUAUAUACGGCCCUAAUGCAAACUGCCACAAGCCGAUUGCGUACAUGGGUGCCAGCCCUGAUUCCAAAAAAGCAUCCCUCCACGGCUCACAUGACCCCGAUGAUCAUAGGAAAAGGCAUAGGGCUUGGGAUAAAGGAUUUUCGAUCAAAGCAUUACAAACCUACGAGCCUCGAAUUAGAACGUUAGUUACUAAGCUCGUCCAUCAAAUCUCGCGUAAAGAUGUGAUAGAUGCGACAGCUUGGUCCAUGUACCUCACUUUCGACGUCAUGGGCGAAGUUGGAUUCGGGAAAGACUUCGGCUGCGUCUCAGACGGGAUAACUCACCCCGCAAUUCAGGGCAUUCGCGAUCAUAUGCACAUUAUAGGUGUCAUAGGCCGUGUUCCCUGGUUUUUGAACAUUAUCGGGCAUAUUCCAGGCGCGUCAAAGGCAUACCGACCCUUCUUUAGUUAUUGUCAAUCUGAAGUCGACAAGAAACGGGCGAGUAUCGAUCCCGAGAAAUAUCCUCAAGAUAUCAUGACGUGGCUACUAAAAGCUGUCAUCGAAAAGGACGUUUCCGCUUCGCCAACGGAAAAGUCGCUUUCCGAGGACGCCAGAACACUUAUAGUUGCAGGAAGCGAGACGAGCGCUACGGUCUUAGCGAACACUCUAUUUUACUUGGCCAAAUACCCUCACGUCUUAAAGAAGCUGCAAGCUCAGAUCGACGACGUCAUGCCAACUCCGGCGGACUGGACGUACGAAAAGGUGAAAUCGAUUACGUACCUGGACAACGUCAUCGACGAGACCCAGCGUCUAAAGCCCGCUUUACUUACCGGAGGAUACCGACGGACGCCACCGGAGGGCGUUCAAAUCGACGAGCAGUUCAUCCCGGGAGACGUAUCCGUCAUCGUGCCCACACAGCUAAUCCAGACGCAUCCGCGUUACUGGAAGCAGAGUAGGGACUUUAUACCAGAACGAUUCGGAGAGCGGAGUGCCGAGAUGGGAACCAAAGAAGCGCCCUACAUGCCUUUCAGCCUCGGGACGUACAGCUGCCCUGGUAAGAACCUGGCCAUAAUGACCUUGCGGAUCGCCAUCUCCAGCCUUGCGCAGCACUUCGAUAUCACAUUCGCGGCUGGCGAGACGGGAGAAAUCUUCGAUAGAGAAGUGAAAGAUACAUUUACUAGUUACCUGAAACCUUUGAAUCUAAAGUUCUCACCUAGAAAGUGA
Daldinia vernicosa is the source of this 1748-nucleotide messenger RNA. RefSeq names its product cytochrome P450. Bases 60 to 1748 code for a protein of 562 amino acids. Gene Ontology annotation, molecular function: oxidoreductase activity, acting on paired donors, with incorporation or reduction of molecular oxygen; monooxygenase activity; heme binding. The record is from RefSeq and is a predicted model, not a curated record. The transcript is spliced from 5 exons. NCBI's taxonomy places the organism in Eukaryota, Fungi, Ascomycota, Sordariomycetes, Xylariales, Hypoxylaceae.